GCGACAUCUUGCGAAAUCGGCCAGCUAAUGCAGUACCGCUGUUACGAGGUACACUCACAACGACUCGAAUAUCAUAGGCGUGCUCGUGAUCGGCUACUAUUCAAGGAACGGUCGGAGCCUGCCUCAUCAUAUAUUCCCCAUGCACACUCAAAGGACGCUUCUAGUAACGGAGUAAAUAAUCAUAAUGUGCUCAAACACUUUGAGCCAUGUAGCCACGCAGGCCCCUGCGGAGGAGCCGCAGGCGGGUGUACUUGUCGCGACAGCGACUCACAUUGCGAGAGGAGCUGUUGUUGUACAGCAGACUGCCCGCGUCGCUUCUCGGGCUGCGACUGUGCCCGGCUGCAGCUGAAAAUGAGGAAGCAGCCGCAUCCUGAGGAAUGCUAUGAGCCCGAGCCGGACUUGUGCAUUAGCCACGAGUGUCCGUGCGUGAAGAACGGACGCGAAUGCGACCCCGAGUUGUGCGACUGCCUCCACUAUACCUGCUCAGAUGAAGACGUUGAGUGCAAGAAUGCCGACCUGCGCAGGGAACGUGGCAAGCAGCUGAGGGUUGGCCCGAGCGUUUUUGGCUUAGGCGUGUUCCUCGAAGAGCACGUGCAGAGGGGUGAGCUUAUCUGCGAAUAUGUCGGAGAGCUCACCUACGAUGCUACUACGGAGACACGAGGUCUACUCGCUCAACAUCGCGGCCGAGCGUAUGUAUUCAAGCUGAACAAUACUUUCGAUGUCGACGCCUCAUACGCAGGCAACAUCGCACGGUUCAUCAAUCACGCUCCGAGCAGGCGGGCCAACUGCACCACCAUCAUCAUGAACGUCAGCAGCGACCAACGGAUCGGUCUUUACGCCAAGAAAUCUAUGGUGUCGGGGACAGAGCUAACCAUCGACUACGGCGAUGACUUCUUCACAACAGAAACAAAGGCGUCCAGUGUGUCGUCCCGCACGACAGAGAAGUCAAGGUCGAGUACCGAGUCGGCUUCCACGCGUUAACUGUUGUAUUUAG
Phanerochaete carnosa HHB-10118-sp is the source of this 994-nucleotide messenger RNA. RefSeq lists its product as uncharacterized. The record is from RefSeq and is a predicted model, not a curated record. Gene Ontology annotation, biological process: chromatin remodeling. Gene Ontology annotation, molecular function: histone methyltransferase activity; protein binding. Bases 28 to 981 code for a protein of 317 amino acids. The transcript has 9 exons. Lineage: Eukaryota; Fungi; Basidiomycota; Agaricomycetes; Polyporales; Phanerochaetaceae.